AUGGAACAAUCUGGUCACACUUCCUCUACAGCCAUCCUAGACGAGCUCAUCGCUUAUAACACCCGCAGACGCUCUUUAGAAGGCUGUUUAAAGCUCUUACACUCUUUUUCCAAUACCUCUCAGCCUUCUAUCCAAUCCAUUACAAACGUCGUCUCUCUAGCUUCCCAAUUAGCCUCCCCAAGGCUAGCCUUCGAAAUCGCGAUCGAAUUCGAAUCUUCCUCACCAAGAUCUUUAACUGUGGAUACUUGGCUCACCAUUUUGAGAUCCGCUGCUCACCACCACUACAUGCCUGCAAUUGAACACGCUUGGUCAAUUGUUGUUGCUGAGAAUGGUACUGCCGUCGACGAAGGCACUUGUAUCCUUGUGUUAAACGCCUGCGCUAGAACUUCAAACCCUCAACUAUCCACCUUAGUAAUUGCAUCUCUCAGGAACCAAUUCAUUCCCCUCCAAGAGCACCAUUUAGCACCCGUAAUAGAAGCCCAUGCAAAAGCUGACAACAUCAAAGAACCUUUCAUCUUGCUAGGUGUUAUGAGACAGAACAAAAUCGCUCCGCAGCUAGAAACCGCUCAACCUAUCCUCGAUGUCAUUUCAAAAUCUGUAGAUAGCGUCGACGAUGCAUACUACAUGCUCCAAGACCUUCAGAAGGAGGGUGAAGCGAUUGACAUAUCUGCACUCAACGUGAUAAUAUCAGCAUCUAUCAAAUUGGGUGAUAUACAUCGUGCGCUGUCCACGUUCCAGGAAGUUGACACAUUCAAUCUCAAACCAUCAACUGAAACUUACAACAUACUGCUAUCAGGCUGCAUAGACACAUCCAAUAGAAGUCUCGGUGACAAGCUGCUCACAUUGAUGAAAAAACAAGGUAUUCAACCCGAUAAGAGGACAUUCGAGAGGCUGAUUGUCUUGUGUUUGACGCAGAGUACAUACGAAGACGCCUUCUACUAUCUCGAGGAGAUGAAAUCAGCGGGAUACAUUCCACCACAGUCUGUUUAUGAGACGCUUAUUCGUCGCUGCAAGAGUCUCGGUGACUCACGCUACAAAGUUGCUCUGGAGGAGUUGCGCGAGUGCCAGUACAAGCCUAGUAGAUCCUUGAUGACGUUUAGAUGGAUUAUUUACCCAUUCAAACUGCUCACCGUCGGAUUCCACGAGUUCAGCCACGCCAUUGCUGGUAAACUUACGGGAGCUAAGAUUGAGAAAGGCGGUGAAACACGUAUGAGAGGCGGUUGGUCAUUCAUUUCACUCCCGGCUGGCUAUCUGGGUAGUAGCUUGAUCGGCGCCAUUUUAAUUGCCGUCGGGUUUGACUCGUUUGCUUCAAAGAUCGCCUGUUUUGUUAUAGCGGCGUGUUUCUUAGUCUGUAUUUAUUGGGCUCGCAGAGACUGGUUGUGCUAUGUCCUACUUAUUGUCUUUGCGGCACUCCUUAUCGCCUUUUGGUUCAUUGAGCACGCAAUAUAUCUCCGCUACUUCAUCUUGUUUGUUGGUGUGAUGAGCUGUCUAUAUUCCAUUUGGGAUAUCAUAGACGAUACCCUGAUAAGAAAGGUGCCCAGCUCGGAUGCCGUUCAGAUGUCCUAUGCCUUUCACUGUAUACCUUCCAGAGGUUGGGGUGUACUCUGGCUUCUGCAGAGUGUAGGAUUCUUCGCUUGUGGUGUUAUAGUCGGCAUCGUAGCCUUUAAAUAUCAAGAUCAGAGAGCUCGCGCGGAUAUCAUUUUAGCGACCUAG
Molecule: messenger RNA, 1713 nt
Organism: Wallemia ichthyophaga EXF-994
Lineage: Eukaryota; Fungi; Basidiomycota; Wallemiomycetes; Wallemiales; Wallemiaceae
Exons: 10
Coding region: 1-1713 (570 amino acids)
Molecular function (GO): protein binding
Source: RefSeq, a predicted model, not a curated record